UAUAAGAAAAGUCACUUUAUUUCCGUGCACGAGUAAGAAAGGGAAAGCAAACAUAGUUGUUGUUUAUAUAAUCAACCGCACAACCGCAGUUUUCCCAGCCCAUGAUUGUGGUUUUAGUUUUGACAGGGCUUUGGCUGCGUGUUUUAUGGAAUUGAGAGAACAUUACUCAGAAAAGUACAGAGCAUUCUAGAGACUUGAAUUAGCAUUCAAGGUUUGAGGACAGCCAUGUCCAUAUACUUAUUCUUCAUCCUUGCCUGCCCAUGCCUCAUCCAAGGUUUGGCAGAAGAAAAGUGCCAUGACUCUGUGCUGGCAAGGCGUGAUUCAGUGUACGCCCGACAGGGGGACAGUCUUUCUCUUUCCUGUAUAGUACAGCACUGUGGGCACAGUUGCUGGUCAGGUGGCUGGAGACAGAGUACAGAAGGAGGUUUCCUCAUGCUGAAGCCUACUGAGAGACAUCUGUUCCAUAAUGAGACACUGUCAGCCAAUCAAACUCGCCUGCUCAUAACCAUACACAACAUCAACCAAUCAGAUGCUGGAUUGUAUGGCUGUCACAUUAACUGGGACAAGAGAGGCUCCAGUGUUGGUCACCAUACGUAUGUCAAUGUCACAGAAGCCAUCCCAGGUCUCUCCCAGAGGAGUGAAUUAUACCGGAUCCUGUUGUGUGUGAGCAUCCUGCUGUGUACCAUCCUGGGACUGACAUACAUAAUGUCAAAGGUCAAGCUACAAUCACAUUCUCAGCCCCCCUGCCUCUCCCAGCUCCAACUCCCGAGUCCUCCCCGGCUUCUUCCACGCCAGCCAAUCCCACCCAAAACGGAACCAAAGCCCAGAACCAAGCCAAAGCCCAGACUAAAUAUAGAGCUGGUCUAUGCAGUUCUGUCUCCUGACAGUCUGAGACAGAACCCCCCCGGCUCCCUCAGAGAGCCCUCAGAGAGCACCGUGUACUCUUCCCUACGCAUCACGUGACCCAGGGGAAUGAGGAGGCUUUGGACAGGUGGUGGGACAACGAAAGAUGGGAUUGAUGAAUAGAAGAAAAUAAAUGGAAAGGGACACUAGGCAACAAAACAGGAUGGAUAAGCCUAUUGUAGACCUGUGAGGCGGCAAGCUGACAGAGGGUUUGUGAUUGGAGCAUAGUUCACUGGUAGUUCUUUUGGAUGCAGUGUACUUGGUCUAUGGCGACUGAGAGGAGUAUCUGGAUGGAUGGGACGAGAAGACAGAUUCUUGUUUCAGCAGUCACAAUCUUUAUCUUUUAUGAUCUGAAGGAACCUCCAGCACACCAAAAGGACAUUUAAUGGACAAUCCGAAGCAUGGUUAACCAGGCUGCCCACUGUGUUCACAAGUUUGUGCUCACUGUGUGUCCAUUGUUACACCUAUUUCAUUGCCAAUGCUUUGUUGUUUUAACCUUUGCUAAGAUUAUAAUAUGAUGUAUAACAAGUACAAUAAAGAACCGUGAUAAACCACACAAGUCUAAUUGACAC
Osmerus eperlanus (European smelt) is the source of this 1475-nucleotide messenger RNA. RefSeq lists its product as uncharacterized. The record is from RefSeq and is a predicted model, not a curated record. Lineage: Eukaryota; Metazoa; Chordata; Actinopteri; Osmeriformes; Osmeridae. The transcript is spliced from 5 exons. Bases 226 to 963 code for a protein of 245 amino acids.